AUGUCUACGGUUGCAAACAAGCCGCCGGUUAUCGCAGUCGGCCGAGCGACUUCAGACACAGGCACCUCGCCUCCAAAGCCGACCCAUACGCGAGCCCAAUCCGUGCGCUCGGCCACUCCCACCGGACAGCACGUCAGGACGAGAUCCGUCCAUCCUGUCUCUGCCCGCGCGGCCGUUGCUCGACGAGAUACUGCCAUGAGCAGCACAGAUUCCGACGCCCGAGCGGCUGCUGCCGCUGCGCUGGAGGAUCUCCAGCAGCGCCUGGAAAAGGAGGAGAAGCAGUCGGAGCAGUAUAGGCGGCAGGCCGAGGUUCUGCAGUCCAAGCUGGACGAUGCGGUCAAGGAGUCGGCCAAGCUCGAAGAAAAGGUCCACGAGCACGACGAGCUGAUCGAGACGCUACGAAACGAAAAGAGAGAAGCCGGUCGUAAGAUUCGGGAGAUGGAGACAAUCUACGAGGCUGAGCGAAGCGCCAUUCUCAAGGAAAAGGAGGAAAUGGCGACUAAGGAGGAGGAGAUGCAAAUGGUUAUUGCACGAUUAAAGGAGACGCUGGCCCAGAAAUUGAGCCUUGAGGACGAUCCGAGACCAUCGAGGCAAUGUAAGCAACCUAGCGCUUCGCCCUCGCUUGACGGCAGCGGCUUCGCUCCCCCGUCUUCCCUUCAGCGAAGCGAUUCGCGAAAUAGCUCUAAGCUGAUUCUCCAGAAGGACAAGCUUAUUGAGUCACUGCGCCUAGAGCUCGCAGAAGCCCAGAUUAAGCUGGUGGAAACCGAAAACCAGGGCGGAGGCAGAUUGCAAGAGGUUGAGCGUCAGUUGAUGGAGGCCCGCAUGUCCAACGCGCGCCUCAUGGAGGACAACGAGAGCUAUCAACUGCUUCUCCAGGAGAAGACUCUCAAGGGAGACUUUGGCCAGAGCGACUUUAGCUACAUGAGCCCAACCGUGAACCAUGAGGCAUUAGACGCCCUGGAGGGCAAGACAGGCGGCUCCAGCCUUGCUGAUGAGCUUUCGGAUGCGACGCAGUCCGAGGGCGAACCUACCGUUGACCACCGUCGCCUCGAGAGCGAACUCAAGGCGCUCAAGGAGAAGAACAAGGCCCUCACUCUGUACAUCAACAAGAUUAUCGAGCGCCUGCUCCAGCAUCAGGACUUUGAGACGAUCUUGGAUCAAUCAGCCGACAUGAAGCCCCCGCUGCCUGAAAAGGACAAAGACCUUCCACCACCACCGCCACUAAACGGGUCGUUCAGCCCACGACUCGACGGGCAACCCAUUCUGCAGCGGACCAGAACUGCGCCUAUCAUGACGGGGAGACCAAGACCGCGGCCGUUCUCAAUCAUCCAGACCUCCGACGGUACUCCACUGGACCACACCGACCCCGAAAAGGCACCCAGCAUUCCCAUUGGCCUCGGCCGAAUAAACAGACGUUCGCGACCUGUGAGCGACCAGUUCCCGGGAGCUGCAUCUCUAGUUAGCCAGAUGUACAGAGGUCCGGACAGCCCUGCCUCGCCACCACUCAACCAACGGCACUCGCACGCUUUCUUCCCUACCGCCGGCGUGAUUGGGACUCCGGGUCGGAUUCCUAGCGGUAGCCAAGGAAAUUUCCCGGGCACGAGAGGCGAGAGAAGCGAGACAUCAAGCCUAAGCGGCGAGUCUGGUGAGAUCUCGACGCCGCCGUCGCAGUCGCCACCGCGAUCACACUCGGACAAGCAGACAACCUUCACCGGCAGCAAGCCGCGCCCGCUGAGACUGGUCCAGGAGAACCCAGAUGCCGUCAAGGAUAACAACGCCAACAAGCGUGCAAGCUGGAUCUCUGGCUGGACCUGGGGUGGAAAGAAAGACGACCACUCGCCAGUAAGCCCUGCGAUCCCAGAGUAG
Messenger RNA from Trichoderma virens Gv29-8, 1866 nucleotides. RefSeq lists its product as uncharacterized. The coding region runs from base 1 to 1866 and encodes 621 amino acids. NCBI's taxonomy places the organism in Eukaryota, Fungi, Ascomycota, Sordariomycetes, Hypocreales, Hypocreaceae. The record is from RefSeq and is a predicted model, not a curated record. The transcript has 3 exons.